Molecule: messenger RNA, 2463 nt
Organism: Dermatophagoides pteronyssinus (European house dust mite)
Lineage: Eukaryota; Metazoa; Arthropoda; Arachnida; Sarcoptiformes; Pyroglyphidae
Gene: Plap
Product: phospholipase A2 activator protein
Biological process (GO): proteasome-mediated ubiquitin-dependent protein catabolic process; ubiquitin recycling
Cellular component (GO): cytoplasm; nucleus
Molecular function (GO): ubiquitin binding
Source: RefSeq, a predicted model, not a curated record
UGUGUCGUGUGUUUGGUCGUUCACAUGUUAAAAUCCUUUCAAAAUUCGAAAGAAAAAUCUCAAAAAUCUUCAAAGAAAAAAUGGAAAAAUUUCAUUUCUAUAAAUUGAAUAAAAUUCAUCGUGAUGAUAUACGAUCGUUGAUAACAUAUCAAAAUCCAAGUGAUGGUUGUCAAAAAUUAAUGACAAUUUCACGUGAUUCCGAAGCGAAAAUCUAUUCACUUGAUUCAGACGGUUUCAUUGAUUUCGAUGUCGACUAUACAUUCUAUUUACCGACACAAAUUUCAACCGUAUGUGUUAUUGAUCGUUCCGAUCUACCGACAGUUUUAUUUAUAUUCGGUUGUCUGAAUGGACAUCAAUAUGUAUUUCAUGGUUUCGAACAGAAUGCAUCACAAUGUAUUACGUUGCAUCAAAACAAUGUCUGCAUAAUACGCGCGGAUUCAACACAAACACGUAUAGCCAGCGGUUCAUGGGAUCAUACGGCCAUCGUAUUCAAGCUAGAUCAGCAAAAUAAACUGAUAAAAUUAAUGAAAAUUAAUGGUCAUCAAGAAUCGGUAAUGGAUUUACAAUUUAUUCGAUCGGAUUUAUUACUUACCGCUUCAUCGGAUCGUACGAUUGUUUUGUGGAAUUUAAACAAUGUUUUAGACGCUGUGGUACAACAACAACAACUGUUUCAAGGACAUGAAGAUUGUGUUCGUGGUUUAAUGCUUAGUAAACAUGAAGAUGGUUUUUAUUCAAUUUCAAAUGAUCAAACUAUUCGUUAUUGGAAUCUUACCAGUGGUCAAUGUGAACGUAUUUAUAUUGGACAUGAACAUUUUAUAUUCAAUAUUAAUCGUUUAACAAAAGAAUAUUUUUUAACUUGUGGUGAAAAUAAUUCGGUUAUAAUUUGGAAUGAAAAACAAUUGACACCAUGGCAAUCGUUGAAAAUACCAGCAGUUACAGUAUGGUCAGUAAUAGCAUCAUCAUCAAAUGUUUUCUAUACUGCUGGUAGUGAUGGAAUUAUUUAUUUGUUUACUAAUCAAAAAGAUCAUCAAUCAGAUGAACAAAAUCAAACAAUUUUUGAUGAAAUGUUAGUAAAACAAACAAAAAUCCCGUUUACAUCGGUACAGCAUUUAAAAUUAUAUGAAGAAAAUUCAUUGAUUUCAAUACCACCAAAAAAAGAUAAUGAACGACGAUUAAUACGUUCAAUGUUAGAUAAUACUAUAUUGGUUUAUGAAUGGAAUCAAUCAUGGAAACCAAUUGGUCAUGUACCUGAUUAUAAUCAACAAGAAUUUGAUUAUUCAACUGGUCGUAUACCAUAUAAUGAUGAAUUCUUUGAUGAAGUUUUCAAUGUAAAAUUGAAUGAAAAAAAUUAUAAAUUACCAUUUAAUCGUGAUCAAGAUCCAUGGAUUGUUUCGCAAACAUUUAUCGAACAAAAUCAUUUAGAUUAUGGUACAUUAACAUCAUUAGUACAAUGUAUUGUUAAUUAUGCAAGUUAUAAACCGAAAAAAUUAGCUGAUAAUACCGGUGGUUUAUAUCCAAUUUAUGAAUUUAAAUUAUGGCCAUCAUUAAAAAAUAUUGAUGCAUUUCGAAAAAAAUUUGAAGAAUUUAAUGCAAAUAUUUCGGAUGAAAAUUUACGUUUAUCCAGAGAAUAUCUUCAAUUAACAAGUACACAAAUACAAAAUCCUGAAACAAUUUGUGAUGAAUUAUGUUUAGCAUUUCGUAAAUUAAUUCGAUGGCCAAAAAAUAUUCGUUUUAUCGUUUAUGAUUUGUUACGAAUAUUAUUGACAAACAAAUAUUUUAAUACAUAUUUUCUUCAUGAAAUGGAAUCGAAUGAAUUUAAACCGGAAUCAGAAUUUUUUCAUUCAAUAAUACGUUGUGGUUUGGAUAAUGAUGGUGGUUCGAAUCUAUCCACACAACUGACAUCAUUACGUGUUUUGGCCAAUCUAUUUGGUUCGGUACAUGGUGCUGAAUUUGCAUAUAAAAAUUUCAACUAUAUUCAAACAAAUCUAAUUAAAUGGUCGGAUUUAAUAAUGAAUAUUAAUGUACAUACAGCAUAUGCAUCAAUAUGGUUUAAUUUUAGCGUUCUGUUGGCUGAUCAGAAAAAGCGACAAAAUUUUCAUUUGAAAAAUAUGAUUAUGGAACAAAUACAAAAACAUAAUGAAUUAAUAGUGGAAACGGAACAAUAUAAAUCAAUUGAAAAUGAUUAUCAUUUAGUAAUCGUAAUAAUGAUGAAUACAUUUGGAAAUUUAAUACAAUCAAAAUUUAAUUCACAAAUUGCUGAUCAACAUUUACAUUGUUUACAACAAAAAUAUUUAAAACGUUUUCAAAAAGAUAAUUCCGAAAUUCGUUAUUGUUUAAGACAAAUUGAAAUGAUUUUUGAUCAAUAUUCGAAUUAGGAUUCGAAUGAUUUACGGGGAAGCGCCAAAAAAAAAUCUAUAUCCACCAUCGGUUGGUCACCCAAGUCGAAAUAUUUUCUCUGUGUCU